AUGUCGUACAAGAACUUCGACGGCAACUGCGUACACGUCACCUUCUCUCUCAGCGAGAUCGGGAGUCAUCAGGUCUCGGCUGAGUUUGUCGACUCGAGACCCUCGUAUGCAGGACCUCCGAUCGCUUCCAAGCCUUGUAACGUGGAGGUGAAGUCAGGACCUGUAGAGCAGCUGGACUUGCAGCUUCAUGCUCCUGCGACUGACGACCCUCUUCAGUGUGGCUUCACGCUCGCUGCAUGUGACCGGGCGUCUCGAAAGACAAACUAUCAUCCCACGAGCGAGUGGGAGGCUACAGUGGUGGCACGGGUGCUGGAGGACCAUCUCGUCCGGAUAGAGACCAAUGCGGUAACCCUCAACGCUCGUCAUCCCACGGUCAAAGGAACCUUCACGCUCGUGCCUCAGAGACAAGAGCAGCAGGAGUUAUGCGCUUGUACGCUUGUGUUUAACGUGCAGAGCAACAUUGCCAUAAGGUCGUUGGAUCAGCGAACGAUGAACGUGACGCUUCCUGCUGCAUCUGCUGGCGUGCACGAUGACACUGCAAUCAAUGACAACGAGAACGAGGAGGUGCAGGAGGCGAGCAGAGCCAACAUCGCCUUCGAGGAACAGCCGGUGAUUAUCGAAGACGACACAGAAGAAGAGGAGAAGCUCAGGGUCGAGGUACAAACAUCCAUAUGCCAUCAAAACAUCGAGAACGCUAUUGCAAGGCUCCUCAAGCGAGAGGGUGUCUCUCCUGCUAUCCAAUCUUACUACGUCGAUAUCGCAGCAACUUCGGACUUGGGGAAGCUGAAGCGAGACUGUGAGAGGUUUCAAACAGGCAUCAGGAAUCACAAUGCAGAGCUGACCGAGCGGUUCAAGGACUUCAAGAACAAGUAUGACGAUCUUCAGUACAAGACGGAGGUCACAGAUGUCAAGAUUCCUGCGAGCUGCAAGGACGCUUUAGGGUGUAUUUCCUCCUUGUUCUCCAUCGACCAUCCUCGGGCAGCAGACAUUCAGACGGCCUUGUCGACAGCUUUCGGCGAGGACCUCAACUCCGUCAUCUUUCAGAGCGAUGGAGACUUGGAUGAGCAGAUGGACGGCAUCUGCCGUCAGUCCAAGUGUCGAGUCAAGAGCGCUUGCCUGGUAGAGCAGGACAGGUUGCCCGAGGACGUCGAGGAGUCUCGCGGGGCCCUGGGACGAGCCGACAGCUUCAUCGUCCUCAACAAGUCUCGUGAUGCAGAGACAGACAGGAAGCUGCUCUCCUUCGCCGAGCGAUUCUUCAGGAGGCUCGUCGUCUUCGAGCAGUCGGAUGAUGCCAUCCGCUACCGCACGCGCUCCAUGCUUCGAGGCGAGAUGGUGGUGGGACUGGACCGACCGAACAAGGUCAUUUCAUGGGACGGGAGCCAGACGCUGCUGGACAAGCAAGUGAGGUGUGCAAGGAUGGGCAUCGUCGAGUACUGGAGAGCCAAAGCAUAUAAGGAGCUGCAACGGCAGAGAGAUGAGCUUGACUCCAUCGACAAGGAGCUCAAGGAGAUCAUCAAGAACUGCCAGGAGCUUGAGGAGGAGGAGGAUAGUCAGAGCACCCGUUUGACCAGGAGGAAGCGAGUGAAAAAUCAAGAGCAGCGACAGGAAGACGGGGAGGACGAGUUGAGGCCUCGCAAGCUCUUUCCGAGGAGAAUUGAGGGCCAUGAGAGGAAAGGAAAGGCAAACGAUACGAGGGAGGCGAGUCUUGCAGUGACGUUGAACCUCAAGUAA
Guillardia theta CCMP2712 is the source of this 1731-nucleotide messenger RNA. RefSeq lists its product as hypothetical. The transcript has 5 exons. NCBI's taxonomy places the organism in Eukaryota, Cryptophyceae, Pyrenomonadales, Geminigeraceae. The record is from RefSeq and is a predicted model, not a curated record. The coding region runs from base 1 to 1731 and encodes 576 amino acids.